UUCAAAAGUAAUUGCCACUGUUCCUGAAAAGAAAAAUAUUCAACCAAUGUGUUCUAUUAGCACUCAACCUGCAAAGUGUAGUGGUAAAACACUACACCUGUUUUGUUGAUCAAAUCUGGCCGUUUCUGUUUGAUGAUAUUACUCAAUUUGUUUAUUCGAUGGCAGUACACUUACAAGAGAUCAAAUGCUCAAGAUGACUCCAAGUACUAUGGAGUGACAAAAUAAUGAAAAAUGGCAUAAAUUGGAAAACCAAAGCAUUGGAUAGAGAAAAAUGGAAGAGAUUACAGGAACCUUCAUCCAGUAGUGGAUUUAUAGUGUGUAAAUCAUCAUUAUCUAUUGGAUUGUUUGGAAAAUAUAGGAAAGCUAUUCCCAAAAGUGUACAUCAAGCCUUAUCUGCACACAAUGCAAUUUGGCAUGGAAUAAGAGCUUUUGGUGUUGUUCAUGGUGACUUGAAAAGGUUGCACCCAAAUGUAAGAUCAUAUAUAGAAGAUAAAGCAAAUCUCUGUCAACCAGAUAAUAUUCAUAUAUGUGAUGGAAGUGAUGCAGAAAAUACUGCACUGCUCAAUAUGAUGCAGAAGCAAGGUAUAAUUGUACCAUUAACAAAAUAUGAAAACUGUUGGUUAGCACGAACAGAUCCUGCUGAUGUUGCUAGAGUAGAAAGUUUGACAUUCAUAUCUACCCCUAAUAAAAGAGAUACCAUUCCAAUUCCUAAAGAAGGAGUUAAAGGGAUGCUUGGAAAUUGGUUAUCACUAAGUGAUUUGGAGAAAGCUUUCAAUGAAAGAUUUCCACAGUGUAUGAAAGGAAGAACAAUGUAUGUUAUUCCAUUCAGCAUGGGACCAAUUGGAUCUCCACUUUCUAAAAUUGGUAUUCAGCUUACUGAUUCACCUUAUGUUGUUGCUUGUAUGCGAAUAAUGACUCGAAUGGGAGAACAAGUAUUAGAAUAUAUAGAUGAUGGUUUCAUUAAGUGCCUGCAUUCUAUUGGACAGCCACUUCCAAUGAAAGUUCCACCUGUUAAUAAUUGGCCAUGUAAUCCUGCCAAGACAAUCAUUGCUCACAUUCCAGAUAAUAAUGAAAUAUGUUCAUUUGGCAGUGGUUAUGGAGGAAAUUCUCUUUUGGGAAAGAAAUGUUUUGCAUUAAGAAUAGGAUCAAUUCUAGCUAAAAGAGAAGGAUGGUUGGCAGAACAUAUGUUGAUUUUAGGUAUAACAAAUCCUAGAGGAGAAAAAAAGUAUAUUGUUGCUGCUUUUCCUAGUGCUUGUGGUAAAACUAAUUUAGCAAUGAUGAAUCCAUCUUUACCUGGUUAUAAAGUGGAAUGUGUUGGUGAUGACAUUUGCUGGAUGAGAUUUGAUGAGAAUGGUCAACUGAGAGCUAUUAAUCCAGAGUAUGGGUUUUUUGGUGUUGCACCAGGUACAUCCAUGAAGACAAAUCCUAAUGCUAUGCUCACUAUUCAAAAAAAUACAAUGUUUACAAAUGUUGCUGAAACUAGUGAUGGUGGCUUUUAUUGGGAAGGAAUGGAAAAUGAAAUACCUUCUGGAGUGAAAAUUAAAUCAUGGCUUGGAGUAGAAAAUUGGACACCAGAGAGUGGGAAACCAGCAGCACAUCCAAAUUCAAGGUUUUGCACUCCAGCAAAGCAGUGUCCUAUUAUGGAUCCUGCAUGGGAAGAUCCAAGAGGAGUACCUGUUGAUGCCAUUGUGUUUGGUGGAAGGAGACCCAAAGGUGUUCCUCUAGUUUAUGAAGCAUUAAAUUGGAAACAUGGUGUUUUUAUGGGAGCUGCAAUGAGAUCAGAAGCAACAGCAGCAGCAGAACAUAAAGGCAAAGUAAUAAUGCAUGAUCCAUUUGCAAUGAGGCCAUUUUUUGGUUACAAUUUUGGUAACUAUUUACAACACUGGCUAGAUUUUGAGAAAAAGCCAAAUUUAAAAUUACCUCACAUAUUCCACGUGAAUUGGUUCAGAAAAUCAGAAGAAGGUAAAUUUAUUUGGCCUGGAUUUGGAGAUAAUGUUAGAGUGCUAGAUUGGAUUUGCCAAAGAGUAGAUGGAAAGGAUGUUGCUCAAAAAACACCUAUCGGCUUUAUUCCAAAAGAAGAAAGUUUGAAUUUAGAAGGAUUGAAAGAUUCUGUUGAUUUAAAAGAACUUUUUCAUCUACCAAAAGAUUUUUGGAUGCAAGAAGCAAGUGAGAUUCAUAAAUAUUUUAGUGAACAAGUAGGUAGUGAUUUACCUGAAGAAAUUGCAAGAGAACUGUCAGAACUCAGAAGCCGCAUAGAGAGAAUGUGAAUUGAUGCAAAGUAGACUAUCCAAAUUCUCAUAGAAUUUCAUAGUGCUCACGGUUGGGAUCUUGUUUAAAAAUUCCAAAUGCAAUUAUAUUCUAUAUAUUUGCAAUUUAUACAAUUUUUAUUUAUUUAUUUCACUAUCAUGCAAAAGAAAUUUAAAUACUUAUUGGUUAUUUAUUUUUUAUAAAAAUUUUUUGUUAUUCGUACAUAGUACUUAUUGUAAAGGGCCAAAUUUUAAUCGCAAUUUCUAACACAUUGUCUAUAUUGGACCACCUGCACACAAAUUUUAUAAUGCCAUGCCAUUCAAAAAUUAAUAUUUUGCAUUUUGAAGCUUUUAAUUCCACAUAGUACUUACAUACUAAUGUAAAUAUUUUAAGUUCUAUGAGAAAUUCUUUCAGAUGAUUUUAAACUGCCUAGUCUAAAAACAAAGAAGAAAGAAUUCAUUAUAAUUGUUACUACAGAUGUAUUUAUGUACAUUUUAUAAAUGUUGUCAGAGAAAUAUAUGAAAGGUAUUAAAUAAUAUAUGUGGUAUUUUUAAAUAA
Messenger RNA from Centruroides sculpturatus (bark scorpion), 2805 nucleotides. RefSeq names its product phosphoenolpyruvate carboxykinase, cytosolic [GTP]-like. Gene Ontology annotation, biological process: response to starvation; gluconeogenesis; cellular response to glucose stimulus. Gene Ontology annotation, molecular function: manganese ion binding; phosphoenolpyruvate carboxykinase (GTP) activity; GTP binding. Gene Ontology annotation, cellular component: mitochondrion; cytosol. Lineage: Eukaryota; Metazoa; Arthropoda; Arachnida; Scorpiones; Buthidae. The record is from RefSeq and is a predicted model, not a curated record. The coding region runs from base 225 to 2267 and encodes 680 amino acids. The transcript is spliced from 11 exons.